Messenger RNA from Saitoella complicata NRRL Y-17804, 944 nucleotides. Its product is annotated as RNA-binding domain-containing protein. The coding region runs from base 33 to 806 and encodes 257 amino acids. Lineage: Eukaryota; Fungi; Ascomycota; Saitoellomycetes; Saitoellales; Saitoellaceae. The transcript has a single exon. Gene Ontology annotation, cellular component: U1 snRNP. The record is from RefSeq and is a predicted model, not a curated record. Gene Ontology annotation, molecular function: U1 snRNA binding. Gene Ontology annotation, biological process: mRNA splicing, via spliceosome.
AUUGAAGCAAUUGAAAGAGAUAUCAUUUCGAGAUGUCAGACGAAUCAACACAAGUCGCACAAGUAUCAACAGAGGCCGCGCCAGUCGUGGCCGACGAGAUGCCUCCAUCGUGCACCGUGUACGUGCGCAACCUCUCCGAGGACGUCAAAAUAGAUGUAUUGAAGACGUCGCUGGAUACAAUCUUCUCAACCUACGGCACAAUUCUUUCAGUAGUAGCGCAUAAGAACAUUCGUAUGCGCGGUCAGGCAUUCGUCGUGUUCGACUCUAUCGAUGCGGCGCAGUCAGCAAUCGAGGACGUACAGGGGUUUCCGUUAUUCGAUAAACCCAUGGUUUUACAAUUCGCGAAGAAGAAGAGCGACGCGACGAUUAAGCGGGAGGCAGGCGAAGACAGCGAGGAGUUCCAAUCACAUAAAAAGGCGCGGUUAGAAGCCAAAGAAAGAAGAAACGCCGAAGACGAGGCGAAACGGAAGGCAGCACCACCCACCGCACCAAAGCCCAAAGCCCAGAACGCACCUAGAACCAAACCAACUCCCUCAACAAUCCCCGAUACCACGCUUCCGCCCCACCGCAUCCUCUUCCUCCAAAACCUCCCGCCCUCAGACGAAACUACGAAUCGCCUGGAGGUCCUUACGGCAUUGUUUGGAAGAUUUCCUGGGUUUAAGGAAGUACGAAUGGUUCCCGGACGGAAAGGACUGGCGUUCGUGGAGUAUGAGACGGAUGGGCAGGCUGCUGUUGCGAAGGAGGGGAACAACGGGGUGGUGUUGGAGGAUAAGGAGGUUGUGGUGAGUUUCGGAAAGAAAACGUGAGGAGGGGAAGGGAAUAGGACGACAUGUAUGAGGGUGAUUACGUCAAAUGGGUGCGUCAGCGCCAAAUUGGACAUCCCUGUGCAGGGAGCUAGAAAGAUCAAUUAUACCCUCCGAUUGGAAUUUGAAACCUCGUCGAAA